Messenger RNA from Vanrija pseudolonga, 1850 nucleotides. It is a transcript of the gene dbt-1, whose product is annotated as lipoamide acyltransferase family protein. Lineage: Eukaryota; Fungi; Basidiomycota; Tremellomycetes; Trichosporonales; Trichosporonaceae. The transcript is spliced from 2 exons. Gene Ontology annotation, molecular function: acetyltransferase activity; lipoic acid binding. Gene Ontology annotation, cellular component: mitochondrion; cytoplasm. The coding region runs from base 12 to 1781 and encodes 589 amino acids. The record is from RefSeq and is a predicted model, not a curated record.
CUCUCAUCAACAUGUCCCGCAUCGCAGCAGCCCGUAUGCUCGCCGGCCGCCGCGCGCUGGCCGUUGCCCCGCGCGCGCGCCUCCUCAGCGCGGCGUCGCCGAUCGCGCUCCGCUCAUCAUCAGCGUCCCCCGCGCUCGCGCUGGCCUCGUCGUCGUCGCGCCUCGCCCCCUCCCGCGCAUUCCACGCGUCCCGCCCCGCCCCAGUCUUCCACUUCACCCUCCACGACAUCGGCGAGGGCAUCACAGAGGUCGAGAUCAUCCGCUGGGACGUCAAGGUCGGCGACCGCAUCGACGCGUUUGACAACCUCUGCGAGGUGCAGUCGGACAAGAGUGUCGUCGAGAUCACGUCGCCACACGCAGGCGUCAUCACCAAGGUGAAUGCCGAGCCCGGCUCGGUGGUCAAGGUCGGCCAGACGCUGUGCGAGAUCGACAUGGGAGACGGCGCCGAGGGUGGUGAGCCCGCGCCCGAGCCCGAGGCAGCUGCCCCUCCCCCGCCCCCUCCGGCCCCGGCAGCUGCGGCGCCCCCACCUCCCCCGCCUGCGCCGGCCGCACCUGCCGCCGCCCCCGCUCCCGCCAAUGGCGAGCCCGCCAAGCGCAAGGGCAGGCCGCACCCGCUCGCCGACGCCGAGACAGCCGUCCGCUUCGAGGGCGAGGCCAGCAUCCUGCCUGCUGCGCCGCUGGCCCGCGGUGAGGUCCCCGACUUUGUCGAGGCACGCCGCGCCGGCGGCGCCGACGGCGCCAAGCGCAUCGUCAAGGCCAGCCCUGCUGUCCGCGCGCUCGCCCACCGCCUCGGCGUCGACCUCACCACCGUCAAGCCCACGGGACCUAGCAACCGCGUCGUGAAGGAGGACGUCGAGGGCGCGCUCGCUGCCGCUGAAGCCCCCGCUGCCGCCCCUGCGGCUUCUCCUCGUGCCGCUGCGCCCAAGGCUGCCGCUCCCCGUGCCGCCGCUCUCUCCGCCGACCGCGGCCAGGAAACCGAGCGCAUGGAGAUGGGCCGUACCCGCAAGGUCAUGUACCGCGCCAUGGGCUCGCAGGGUGACGUCCCGCACUUCGGCUACGUCCACUCGCUCGACCUGACCAACCUCCUCCCCCUGAUGAAGGCUGCCAACGCCAAGGAGGUCGCCAGCAAGAACUACGUCGCGUCCGACAUCCCCACUUCGCUCAUCAACGCUGCGCCGCUGCCCGAGCGCACCAAGACCUCGGUGCUGCCCUUCCUCGUCAAGGCGCUGUCGCUCGCGCUCGAGGAGCACCCCAUCAUGCGUGCUCGCGUCAAGGAGAACGCGGACGGCGACCGCUGGCUCGAGGUGGCCCGCGACGCUGCGAUCGGCAUCGCCGUGUCCGACCCCAAGAUGGGCCUCCUGACGCCGUCGCUGCCGCCCGUUCACCCCACCGCCCCGGUGUCAGCGAUCAACGACGCGCUUGCAACGCUGCGCGCGUCGCCCGCCAAGCCUGGCCCAGCGCCGAACAUCACGCUGUCGUCUGUCGGUCCUCUGGGCGAGGCGCGCAGCGCUAUGCCUGUCCUGCCUCCUGGAGGCGGCGUGGCCAUCGCGGCCAUCGGCCGCGCAGCAUGGGAGAUGGAGUGGGCGCUGCGCGACGGCGCGGGCCAGAGCGUGUGGACGCUCGACCCCGAGAGCGUGGCCAAGGGCGGCCCCAAGGCCGUCCUGCGCUGCACGGUCGGCUGGAGCGGCGACCACCGCGUGCUCGAGGGCGCCGAGCUCAUCUCGUUCACCGAGACGUGGAAGCGGUACGUCGAGGAGCCUUGGCGCUGGCUCGAGGUGUAGACGGGGGGGAGAGGGACAGGUUACAGAGUCGCAUCGUUUGUAUAGGCUUGUACCAUGCAUGAUUACAGG